Molecule: messenger RNA, 1572 nt
Organism: Triticum aestivum (bread wheat)
Lineage: Eukaryota; Viridiplantae; Streptophyta; Magnoliopsida; Poales; Poaceae
Product: F-box/LRR-repeat protein 14
Exons: 2
Coding region: 200-1402 (400 amino acids)
Biological process (GO): SCF-dependent proteasomal ubiquitin-dependent protein catabolic process
Cellular component (GO): SCF ubiquitin ligase complex
Molecular function (GO): protein binding
Source: RefSeq, a predicted model, not a curated record
UCCGCUCCGCUGGAAAUUACAGAGACGAGCGAGACGAAGUAGAAAUGCGAGACUAGCUCUAGGGUUUACUACACUCUCCUCUCCUCUCCUCUCCGGCGAGGUCGAGCGGCGGCGGCGGCGGCGGCGGCUCUGGUCUAUUCUCUAUCUCCUCCGACCGAAUCUACGGUCGUGCUCAAGGAAGCUGAAUUUGGUCUGUUCGAUGGAGGACCUACCAGAGGCUCUGGUGACAGAGAUUCUCAACAGGAUCACCAGGACAAGUGAUCUCAAUUCUCUUUCCCUUGUGUCAAAGCAGCUCUACAAGAUAGAGGGGAAUCAGAGGGGUGCUAUCCGUGUUGGUUCCGGCCUUUGCACCGCUACAAAAGCACUGACAUCAUUGUGCGCCCGCUUCCCAAAUCUGCGGAAAGUGGAAAUCGAUUACUCUGGUUGGACACCUGGACAUGGAAAGCAGCUGGACAACAAAGGCCUUUCUGUGUUUUCUUUAUCUUGCUGUUCCUCGCUGGUUGACCUCACCUCAUGCAUCGAUGACUCUGGGCUUGGUUGCUUAGCGAAUUGCAAGAAAUUGGUGUCUCUCAGGCUGAACUCCACACCACAAAUAACUUCGAUUGGGCUUUUCUCGGUUGCAGUUGGUUGCACAAGUCUAUCUGCUCUCCACCUUAUUGGCUGCGAGAAAAUCGACAGUGUGGAGUGGCUGGAAUACCUUGGUAGGGAUGGAUCAUUGGAAGAGCUUGUAGUGAAGAAUUGCAAAGGAAUCAAUCAUCAUGACUUCAUAAAGUUUGGUUCAGGAUGGAUGAAGCUCCAGAAGUUUGAGUUUGAGGGCAACAGAGGAGGAUAUGAUAGUCUUACAGAUGAUGUGGUCUAUGACUCCUCGUACGAUGCUCACAGCAUGGAUUUGUAUGAUUUCUACUGUGAGAGUUUGAAGGAUUUAAGGUUGGCACGUAUUAAAACUUGGCCGGAAGUAGGACUUCGUGUUGUCCUAGGGAAAUGUAAAGCAUUGGAGAAGCUUUGCCUUGAGUAUGUUUCUGCCCUAAAUGACAAUGACAUGAUUGCAUUAUCUCGGAGCUGCAGCAACCUUAAAAGCAUCUCACUUUGGCUCAACCUGCAGCACUACUCUAGUGAUGUCAGCUAUUGUGAAACCAGGACGUCAUUUACUGAUAACAGCCUUUACACUCUAGCCCUAAACUGCCGUAUGCUUCAGAUGGUAGACCUCAGCUUUACAGGAUGUUCCCCUGACUGGCCAUCAGAAAUAGGAUUCACACAGCAGGGUUUUCUGGCACUCAUUCAGUCCUGCCCGAUUCGUGUUCUUGUGCUAAAUACCGUCAACUUCUUUGAUGACGAGGGGAUGAAGGGCCUCUCAUCCUACCACAUCUGGAGACACUUCAGCUUAUAUUGUGUCAUGCGGUAACUGAUGCUGGGAUGCGCUUCAUUGCGCACACCCCAGGCUUGAGUAAUCUCACACUUCGGUUGUGUCAAUACAUUACUGAUGUUGGAGUGGCUGAACUGAGUCGUGCACAGUCUUUGGUCACUGAGUGUUGUGGUGAGGUUUCUCUGGAAGCUGCGCAGGGUGUUGCCAAG